AUGCACAAUUCUGGCCAAAAACCAGAUUCGCCAAUCUAUAAAGGGCUUGUUAAGCCUGAUUCUGCCAAGAUGAGUGAAAACAUGGCAGGAGAGUGUAGAGAGGCAUUGUUGAAGAGGAAUAGUUACUACGAGAAUUGCCCAGGAUGUAAGGUUGAUCAACUCAAAGAGUUGAAGAAAGGAAUCCCAUUUCGUGAGAUUGCUUCAAUUUGGAUCAUUAGAGAUUUUGGUAUUGCAAAACGAGAGGAAGACAUUGGCUACUAUGCCGGAUAUGUCGGUGAGCUUGAUUUCCAGGUCAUCUUCAAUGGUCUCUUUGGACUUAGCGUAAAUUUUUGGAUGGCCAUUAUUACAAGGUUUCUCCUUGGAAGCUUGAAUGGUAUACUUGGACCAUUAAAGGCAUAUGCAGUUGAAAUUUUCAGGGAAGAACACCAAGCUUUAGGAUUAUCAACAGUUAAUACAGCAUGGGGUAUAGGACUGAUCAUUGGCCCAGGUCUAGGAGGUUUCCUCGUGCAGGAAACAUUACAUAAGCAUGACGAAAAGAAGAUUUCAAGCAUUGAUUCUUAUGGUGUUGUGGAAGCUGCGAAUGGCACAAACCGCAUAAUAUCUGAGGGAGAUGAAAUAAGAGCAGACGAUGAAGAAAGAAAACAAACUUCUAUGGCAAGUCUUCUAAAGAAUUGGCCUUUCAUGUCAUCCAUCAUUGUCUACAGUGUUUUCUCACUUCAUGAUAUGGCUUACUCAGAGAUAUUCUCAUUAUGGGCUGAGAGCUCUAGAAAACUUGGAGGCCUGGGCUAUACAGCUGGGGAUGUUGGGGUAGUUCUGUCAAUCUCAGGUCCUGUCCAUACCCCUAUUGGCAAGUUAUCCUUUUAUAGCUAUGUCGUCAGGGCUCCGUCUCAGCUUAUGUCAAUUACAACUAGCUUGAUUAUUCUGCAAAACAAUGCUGUGGAUCAGAAGCAAAGAGGAGCUGCUAAUGGCAUUGCUAUGACAGCGGUGUCUCUUUUCAGAGGAAUCGGUCCAGCAGGAGGCGGUGCUUUAUUAUCUUGGGCACAAAAGCGGCAAAAGGCUGCAUUCCUUCCAGGUAUGAUAUUCGACGAUUUCUGCUUUCCUAUAAAUCAGCCUGACCUUUUAAUAUCCUAG
Dovyalis caffra is the source of this 1131-nucleotide messenger RNA. Lineage: Eukaryota; Viridiplantae; Streptophyta; Magnoliopsida; Malpighiales; Salicaceae. The record is from the annotation of a GenBank genome assembly.